This is a messenger RNA of Nomascus leucogenys (northern white-cheeked gibbon), 2581 nucleotides long. It is a transcript of the gene DPH2, whose product is annotated as diphthamide biosynthesis 2. Gene Ontology annotation, biological process: protein histidyl modification to diphthamide. The record is from RefSeq and is a predicted model, not a curated record. Bases 214 to 1701 code for a protein of 495 amino acids. Gene Ontology annotation, molecular function: 2-(3-amino-3-carboxypropyl)histidine synthase activity. Lineage: Eukaryota; Metazoa; Chordata; Mammalia; Primates; Hylobatidae. The transcript has 5 exons.
GGAAGUAACCUCCCCGGUAGUCCGACGUGUAGCGGGGAAACAGGAGUUAGGGUGGCUGAACGGGAUACGCACCGGCUGAAGGCCGACUGUGUUUGUGUUUCCCCCUACCCCCACAAUGCGAUUUUGACCCCCUGAGGGCUGCUCUAGAGGACUCAAGCCCCGAAGCUGUCCCAGGGAGGUCCCCGCUGCAUCCCACCACCCAGGCUGUGCCUCAUGGAGUCGAUGUUUAGCAGCCCUGCCGAGGCGGCGCUGCAGCGAGAGGCCGGGAUGCCAGGACUACUCACUCCUCUUCCUGACCUGGACCGAGUGUACGAGCUGGAGCGAGUCGCUGGAUUUGUCCGCGACCUGGGGUGUGAACGAGUUGCCUUGCAGUUCCCUGACCAGCUAUUGGGAGAUGCUGUGGCUGUGGCUGCACGACUGGAGGAGACGACAGGGUCAAAGAUGUUCAUUCUGGGUGACACAGCCUACGGCAGCUGCUGCGUGGAUGUGCUGGGUGCUGAGCAAGCUGGAGCUCAGGCUCUCAUACAUUUUGGCCCUGCCUGCUUAAGCCCCCCAGCCCGCCCACUGCCCGUUGCCUUCGUGCUUCGUCAACGUUCUGUGGCCUUGGAGCUCUGUGUCAAGGCCUUUGAGGCCCAGAACCCAGACCCCAAAGCGCCUGUGGUGCUGCUGAGUGAGCCGGCCUGUGCCCAUGCCCUGGAGGCUUUGGCUACUCUCCUGCGCCCGCGGUACCUGGACCUGCUAGUCUCCAGCCCAGCUUUUCCCCUACCAGUGGGUUCCCUGAGUCCAGAGCCUAAGCCCCUGGAGCGUUUUGGGCGCCGCUUCCCCCUUGCCCCAGGGAGGUGUCUGGAAGAGUAUGGUGCCUUCUAUGUAGGGGGCUCUAAGGCCAGCCCUGACCCGGACCUUGACCCAGACCUGAGUCGGCUGCUCUUGGGGUGGGCACCAGGUCGACCCUUCUCCUCCUGCUGCCCAGAUACAGGAAAGACUCAGGAUGAGGGUGCCCGGGCUGGACGGCUAAGGGCACGAAGACGAUAUCUGGUAGAAAGGGCCAGAGAUGCCCGCGUGGUAGGGCUGCUGGCAGGCACACUGGGUGUAGCCCAACACCGUGAGGCAUUAGCCCACUUGCGGAACCUGACUCAGGCUGCCGGCAAGCGUAGCUACGUGUUGGCCCUGGGGCGGCCCACCCCUGCCAAGCUUGCCAACUUCCCUGAGGUGGAUGUCUUUGUGCUAUUAGCCUGUCCUCUGGGUGCUCUAGCCCCCCAGCUUUCUGGUAGCUUCUUCCGGCCUGUACUGGCACCAUGUGAGCUGGAAGCUGCCUGCAACCCUGCCUGGCCACCUCCAGGCCUGGCUCCCCACCUCACACAUUAUGCGGACUUAUUGCCUGGCUCUCCCUUCCACGUGCCUCUCCCACCACCUGAGUCAGAGCUGUGGGAAGCCCCAGAUGUGUCACUCAUUACUGGAGAUCUCCGACCCCCACCUGCCUGGAAGUCAUCAAAUGAUCGUGAAAGCUUGGCCCUGACCCCACGGCCCCAGCUGGAGCUGGCUGAGAGCAGUCCUGCAGGUAAAUGUACAAGUCUCCACUCCCAGCUGAGCUUUUUCUGCAGAUGCAGUGCACUCAGACUGAGCCCCCUCCCUCUACAGCCUCAUUCCUUAGCUCCCGGAGCUGGCAAGGGCUGGAGCCCCGCCUGGGUCAGACGCCAGUGACAGAAGCUGUGAGUGGAAGACGAGGGAUUGCCAUCGCCUAUGAGGAUGAGGGAAGCGGCUGAUACCAUGUGGGGCCAGAGACAUAGAUGGACUUACGAAUGGCUGCUAGGACCUUUAGUGCUCCCUGCACCAACCUCCCAUCCCCCUGCCAAGAUCCUUGAAGGACCCUGGAAGGAGGGAGAGCACGCAGCCCUUCACAGGAUAGGAUCCAUCUCUGUCCUGUCCUGGCACUGGCACAAGCUCAGCACAUGCCCAGUAAUGCUUGUUGUUUGGCUGAUGGAGUAAAGGGCUUAGGGACUUCCCUGAGGCCUCUGGACCCAUCUGUCUUCCUGAGGGCAGCCCAGGACCUUUGGCCAAUCCCAGUUCCCAGUCUGCAGUUGAGGGUCUGUCCUUGUCAAAAGGCAGGUGCUAGACAGUCUAGACCAGGGUUUCUCAAACUCGUACUUGACAUUUGGGGCCAGAUAAUUCUUUGUUGUGGGGCCUGUCUGGUGUAUGGUAGGGUGCUUAGCAGCAUCCCUGGCCUCUGCCCACUAGACAUCAGAAGCACUCCCCCAAUAACUCCAGACCUUGGCAAAUGUUAUCUGUGGGGGCAAAAUUGCCCUCAAUUGAGAACCACUGGUCUAGCUAGACCUGCACUGUCCAGUACAGUAGCCACUAAAUACAUGUGGCUAAACUUAAAUUUAAGUUAAUUAAGAUUAAAAGCUCAGUUUCUCAGUCACAUUAGUCAUUCAAGUGCUCAGACAGUCACAUGAGGGGACAGUGCAGCUACAGGAUAUGCCAUCAUGGCAGAAAGUUCUGUUUGUUGGACAGUGUUGGUCUAUACUGACUCUUAUUUCUCAGGGAGAUCACAGCAACCUAAAUAAACCAGAUAUCAUUUCUC